Molecule: messenger RNA, 1324 nt
Organism: Drosophila albomicans
Lineage: Eukaryota; Metazoa; Arthropoda; Insecta; Diptera; Drosophilidae
Gene: Syx17
Product: syntaxin-17
Exons: 2
Coding region: 316-1215 (299 amino acids)
Biological process (GO): intracellular protein transport; exocytosis; vesicle fusion
Cellular component (GO): endomembrane system; plasma membrane; SNARE complex
Molecular function (GO): SNAP receptor activity; SNARE binding
Source: RefSeq, a predicted model, not a curated record
AUGCGUUUUAAUAAAACAAAAACAGCUGCAAAUUUACUAGAAACCAAAACAAAAGAAAUAUUAUCAGUGUUCGCGAGGAAUCUGGGUAAAAGCUGCACAACAGUAAAUAAUAAAUAAGAAAUACCUUCAGUAGUGCGCAGCAAUAAAGGGCAAACCACAAAAACAGAGAUUUGAACGCGCUUCUUGUGGUUAAAAGCAGCAGCAUCGUCUGUGAAUGGAUUGAUUCAAUGAUUAAAUGAUGAGGGUAUCGCCCGCACAAUACGCACAGAUUAAUUGACAGUUUUACUUCGACUUCGACUUCGACACCUCGCAAACAUGACAGACGACGAUAAGCUGCCGCUGAAGCAAGCGGAGUUAUCCGUGCAACGAUUCCAGGACAUGGCUGUGCCACAUCAUCUGGGAUUGCUGCAGAAUCACAGGAGUAACAUUGAAAAGAGUCUCGCGCUGGGCGAUUGGCAGAAGAUCAAGAAGGAGGAGCUCAAUGCAAUGCGGGUCAUCAAGCAAAUUAAGAAUCUGCUGCUUGAAAUGGAUACUUUGCGUGAGAAGCUGCGCGAUGAGGACAAACCCCGUUUCGAUGAGCUAAUGAAACCAGGCAAAACUAAAGCAUUUGAAGGGAUGAAGACUUUUGCAGAAUUGCAGUUGAAGUCGCCCACUUCCACUUUGGGUUCACAAUACGAUGAAGAUCAGGCUGUGCAGAUUGAUAAUGUGCCUGCUUUGCAGCGUACGCUGCCCCAGCUGCAGGCCAACUUUCAGCUGGAGGAGCAUCAGCUGGCCCAGCGUGAAGCCUGCCUCGAACAGAUGCAACGACUGCAGAAUGAAAUAUACGAUUUACAUGGCGCCUUUCAUGUCAUGCGCCAGAUGACACACGAGCAGGCAGCCAGCGUUCAAUCCAUAGCCGACAAUGCUGAGGAAGCUCUGGAGAAUGUCCAGGAAGGGGAGCGACAGUUGCGCACAGCGUUGACCUACAAAAAAGCCAUGUAUCCUGUAGUCGGUGCAUUGCUUGGCACCUGCGUCGGUGGUCCCAUUGGCAUGGUGGCGGGCAUCAAGGCUGGCGGCCUCGCAGCUGUGGGAUGUGGCAUCUUGGGCUUCACAGGUGGCUCGGUGCUAAAGAGCAACCCGAAUGUGAUGCAUGGCAGCGUGGAGGAGCAGCAGGCACAGCAGGAGGAGGCUGGGGAUUCAACUGAAACCAUGGAACUUGCCGAGAAAUCGGAAUGACAAAUGUGGCAAGCGAAUGCGCGUCGCUUGGAGGCAGCUACCACUGGAGUGCUGUGCAGCGUGCGCAGCUAUUGUUCCAUUCAAUGAGAGAAAGAGGAAUUUCCACCCA